CCGUCGCCCCGCCGGAAGGCACCGCUUUCCUCGUGCUUGUCGCCAUUUUUUUCUCAGAAGAGGCUGUUUUGCAGAACGCUCGUUGUUCCAUUUCAUCUUCUUUUCGCGUGAACGAUGCUGCUUCCGAGACUCUCCACGAUUCUUGUGCUCUGCCUUUGUCUCGACGAUUAUGUUCACGCAUGGUCGAUGUACCUUAGCGACGCGAAUAGAAUCGGCAGCAACAAUUUACCGGAAGUGACGGAGAGAAUAGAUCUGAUAUACCCAGGGACACUAUGGUGCGGAAGCGGUAGCAAGACAUCGAAUCCGAACGAGCUAGGGACAUAUAACGAGACAGACGCCUGCUGCCGGGACCACGAUAUGUGUCCCGACGUGAUCGAGGCCUUUCAUAGUAAACACGGAUUGACUAAUACCGCCUUCUACACCAGGUUAGAUUGCGCGUGCGACGAGAAAUUUUACGAUUGUCUUUCUAAAUCGGAGGAUGGCAUAGGUCGUAAAAUAGGAUACAUAUACUUCACCCGUUUAGGCACUCGGUGCUUCCGCAAGGAUUAUCCGAUCGUGGAAUGCAAACGCGAGACCGGCAUAUUUAUGAAGACUUGUUUGGAGUACGAGCUGGACACCAGCCAACCAAAGGAGUACCAGUGGUUCGACGUGCCUCCGUUCGAUUGAAUUCGCCAUGGAGCCCGGGGAACUGCGUCGAUCACGAGCUAGACGAACCUCAUCGAUCCUUGGAAACAAUGUACCCGAACAUCGAAUAAAAUCGUGAAUAAUAAAUUCGU
Molecule: messenger RNA, 776 nt
Organism: Osmia bicornis bicornis
Lineage: Eukaryota; Metazoa; Arthropoda; Insecta; Hymenoptera; Megachilidae
Gene: Pla2
Product: phospholipase A2-like
Exons: 4
Coding region: 115-666 (183 amino acids)
Biological process (GO): phospholipid metabolic process; arachidonate secretion
Source: RefSeq, a predicted model, not a curated record